UCUUUUUUUUUUUAGGUUCUGGAGAGCUUUAAGAUCAUGGACUACAGUCUGCUGCUGGGCGUGCACGUCCUGGACCACAGGGAGGUGGGGGAGCCGGGCCAGACGGGGGGAGACGGCAGGAGGAACGUAGGUCAGAGAGUGCUUUACUCCACGGCCUUGGAGUCCAUCCAAGGAGACGGCAAGGCGGCCGAAGUUGUCACCACUGACGACACGAUGGGCGGCAUCCCGGCAAAAACACACAAAGACGAAAAGCUGCUCAUCUUCCUGGGCAUCAUAGAUAUCCUGCAGUCGUACAGAUUCAUGAAAAAGUUGGAGCAUUCGUGGAAAGCCUUGGUGUAUGAUGGUGAUUCGGUUUCUGUCCACCGGCCCGCGUUUUACGCCAGCCGCUUCCUUAAGUUCAUGAGCGUACGGGUCUUCAGGAAGAAUCAGCGUAAGUCUGCGAGUCGACAUGCUAAUGCAAAGGGAACGGGUGAAAAGAGCCAGGAUUGGGGGGAAGCAGGAAAUCCUGACCUGAUAAAGACGGGGAAUCUGAGGGCAGAUCUUAUUGUGUAUGUUAGGGCAUUUGUGUGCCGAUGAUUACAGGAUCUCCUUUCUCUCAGGCCAUCGCAGCAAAGAGAACGCUACCUUGUGAAAGAAAUGUCUUUGGCUCCAGGACUGGUUCAUAAAAUAAAGAUUUCUAUGGUGAUUUAGCAAACAAGAAGGAGGAACCCGGAAGAAAUGCUGACUGGAAACAAAAGCUUGGAGAGCAAACAGACUCUGCCAACAGAGUUAAAAUGUCUUUCUGGCGAGCCGAGUCUGCACUUUAUUCAACUUAGGAACUAAACCAGUCUGUGACAACAAUUGUAAUUCAAAUAA
Messenger RNA from Poecilia latipinna (sailfin molly), 855 nucleotides. Its product is annotated as phosphatidylinositol 4-phosphate 5-kinase type-1 beta-like. Bases 37 to 576 code for a protein of 179 amino acids. Gene Ontology annotation, biological process: phosphatidylinositol phosphate biosynthetic process. Lineage: Eukaryota; Metazoa; Chordata; Actinopteri; Cyprinodontiformes; Poeciliidae. Gene Ontology annotation, molecular function: 1-phosphatidylinositol-4-phosphate 5-kinase activity. The record is from RefSeq and is a predicted model, not a curated record. The transcript is spliced from 4 exons. Gene Ontology annotation, cellular component: plasma membrane.